CGGGUCUGUUCAGGUCCGAACCAGAUACACUCAGUCUGCCCGCAGUCUUCAUACAAAUCCUACAAGGCGUGAGCCGCCCGUCACUUCCCUCUUUCUGAAAAUGCAAACGAAUUACCGAAUUUUCUGAUUCAACGAGAGCUUCGUUUGGAAGCCCAUAAACAAAAACGUACGCAAGAGACAGCAGCUGACCAGACAGACAUGUCGAGGCUAUGGGCUCGGGUUGCAAGAAUGUUCAGCGACCGAACGAUGAUGGGGGUGGACAAAUCAGGGAAUCGAUACUUCGCCAGAAAAGAAGAGAUAGAUGGUGUUAGUAAUGAAAGAGAAAAGAUACGUGAUAUUUAAAGCAGAGGAGGACCCAACAUCCAUUCCAGUUGAAUGGAUAUGCUGGCUGAAUGGGCAGCGGAAAAAAGCUCCAACGCCAGAGGAAAUGAUGGAGUUGGAGGCAAGACGUGAACUUGUUAAACUCAAUGUUGCUCGUCUGAAGCAAGAAGAAGAAGAGAGGAGAGCCAAAGAAGGCGGUAGUCGAUUGGCCACCAGCAGUAAAGUUGGAGGUCCAGAUUUGAAAAGUUUCAUUAAGCAGUUUCCGGCUCCUUCAAAAGGUGACAGAGUUGGAGAACUAUCCAAUGUUGCAGCUGACACGAGGACUAGCGAUGAAUCAGAGACAGACAAAAAUAUCCCACACAAGCCUAUGCAACAGCCAGAAUCCUCAGAGCCAACGGGUUCUGGCGAAUCCUUCAGACCGGGAACAUGGCAACCGCCAAUGUAAUUACUCUCACACGCCGCCAGGCUUCAUUAGCAUUUAUCCUUACAGUUGCAAUGCUGGCUGACAAAGUUGACAAAGCUCCUGUCUAUUUGUCCUGAUUCGACUCAUCCAUGCUACGCCACUGUGUUACUGAAGCUCGUGUUGCCGUUUUCACCUUUGGUUAGCAUUUCAUGUUUUAAGUUUCUUGAAAUUCAGGUGAAAUUUUGCCAUAAGCAUGUCAUUUCCAUAGGAAGAUGAAUUUUUGCUUCUAAAGUUCACACUUUGCUAGCUAGGGGAGAAGGUAAAUUGUAUUUUGAACAUGAGGUAUCCUGCUUCUUAGUUCUCUCUUUCAUAAAUAUACUAACUUUGGUGAGGAAAUAUCUUCAGUUACAA
Messenger RNA from Diospyros lotus (date-plum), 1135 nucleotides. RefSeq lists its product as uncharacterized. The coding region runs from base 302 to 766 and encodes 154 amino acids. The transcript is spliced from 9 exons. NCBI's taxonomy places the organism in Eukaryota, Viridiplantae, Streptophyta, Magnoliopsida, Ericales, Ebenaceae. Gene Ontology annotation, biological process: response to oxidative stress; mitochondrial respiratory chain complex I assembly. Gene Ontology annotation, cellular component: membrane. The record is from RefSeq and is a predicted model, not a curated record.